AUUGACUGCAUAUUAAUUCUAGUUAUCUAUGAUUACAAAGUUCAAUUAUGUAAUUACUACACAGUUUAUUCUCCAAAUUGAAUUGGGUAAUUGUUAGUUCUACUAAGUUAUUCUUCUUAUUACUUCUGAUUAGUUCUAGAAGGUUUCACAUCAUUAUAAUUGCCCCAUUACUUUCCAUAGAAUCCAUUUGUUAUGCUAUAAUUAGAACUUCUCUCCUACUAUAUUAUAUACAGUACCGUCCUCUCUCGCAUUGUAACACUUUCUUCAAUAGGAAUGAUCACAUUCCAGUGGUGUAACCAGAUUUUACAGCAGUAUUCCGAUUUCUUGUUUUACAAUUGGCAUAAUCAUACACUAAAACAUAGCAUCAACCAUGCUUGAGGUUCUUACUCAUAGUGGUGGUCCUCAACUUGGUGUUAAGACGAUUCUACCCUUGCAAUGGCGUUGUCAUUCGUUUUAUGGGGUGACACGAUUAUUUUCUACAAUAUCUGGUCCACGAUUGGAUUAUGGAAACCAUAAAACUAAGAUCUGUCACAGAAUCUUUAGUAAACAUAUCCAGGUCAGAGGUUAUUAUAAUUCAACUCCUACUCAGAGAUAUAAUCAAGAAAUAGAGAAAUUGAAGUAUGAUCAUAUGUUACGGAAUAGAAUCAUUAAAUCAAGCAUAUUUAAUAAUAGUCCCUUACAGGAUAAGAGGAAACUUUCAGUAAAGACAAUAAUCUUGUUAAUCAUCACCUCCAGUACGUUAACUAUGGCAGGAUAUGUGAUAUCAGAAUUGAUUAAAUUCAAUUAUGAUGAAGAUGAUGAUGAUGAAUUUGAUGAUCAAUUACAAGUUAAUGGACAACAGCAACCUCAAGAAUUUAUUAAAACCAGAACUAUAUUCUUACCAUUAUGGCUCAAUCUAAAUUUACUUUGGCAAAAAACUUUUACAUUCCCAGGAGGAAUCUUGUACAUAGAUAAAGAGUUUUAUGAUUAUUUAAUAAUUGAAAUGGAUCAAAUGAAUAAAGAUACCAUUAAAUCUGAUUUGGAUAAUUACUUACAUGUUUUAGAGCAAGAGAAUAUAAAAUAUAGUGUAUUAGAACAAGUAUCAUUAAAUUCUAAAAUCAAACAAAUGUUUGGAUUACCAUUAACAGUGGAUUCAUUUCCUGAUACCAGUACUAUAAUAGUAGGGUCAGGACCAAAAUUAAAAUUAUGGGUUGAAUCAAAAUAUAUAAGUGUAUCAGGUAUACAAAUCCAAAUCCAAAGGCAUAUAAUGAAGAAUGAUAAUGAUGAUAAUGAAGUUACGAAGAAGAAGAAAGUGAGUGCCAAUGUGUCAUGGAUAGUUAAACCCAUCAAUAUAGCAUCAUCAAUCAAUAAUAUAUUGAUUCUGUUAGGAUUAAAAUUAGAUCGAUUAGAUAAUGAACAAAUCAAAACUCAUGAAAAGGGAAGUGGGAAAGUUCAUGAAGUACCUAUUCUUGAUAAACAUAAACUUGAUCAUACGAUUAUAAAUGGUAAUAAAGAUUAUGAAAUCAAAUUCUUAGGUCAGUUAAAACUUCGGGAUAAAAAUCAAUUUGAAGUUGGUAUCAUUCAAUAUCAAGGUAAAAUUGAUUUCGAUCAUCUUAUGAUCAAUAGAGGGAUUAAGAUUCAAUCAAUGGACUUAGUUGUUAAUUCAAUAUCGAAUCCAACCGAUCGAGUAAAGUAUAAAGUGCUUUGAAUAUCUUUCCAAAAUAUUUCAUCACCAUAUAAUUCUUUCCAUCCCAUCUCCAUAAGUUUUAUUUAGGCUAAUAAAUGCGGGUUACAAGAUGUCUGUUCUGCUAAAAAGCAUUGGCAUUCACCCAAUUAUAUCAAUAUCAUUGUAAAAUGCUGUAAAUUCGUCAUAUGGUAGACCUCUCAUUCAGUAAUAUAAUUUGUAUGAACAUCAACAUCACUUUUCAUAAUAAAAUAU
Molecule: messenger RNA, 1918 nt
Organism: Scheffersomyces coipomensis
Lineage: Eukaryota; Fungi; Ascomycota; Pichiomycetes; Serinales; Debaryomycetaceae
Exons: 1
Coding region: 371-1687 (438 amino acids)
Source: RefSeq, a predicted model, not a curated record